AUGGCGCAGGCCGACGCAUUCCCGGACGAAGUUAAGAUUUUGAAGAGGAACAGGGAACUUCCAUUUGAGCAGUGGGUGUGUAUUGAAAGGUCGAGCAAGCUGUGCAAAACUUCGCCAUUUUUGGACGAUGAUGACGUUAUUCGAAUGGAAGGCAGAACAGCUCCAGCGGUAUUCGCAGCGGUUAGUACAAGAUUCCCGGUCAUACUGCCGAGAAAUCACAUCAUCACAACGAAGCUAUUGGAGGACUUCCACAUCAGGUAUGCCCAUGGCUCAAAGGAAACGGUGGUGAACGAAGUGCGGCAAGGGUAUUUCAUUCCGAAGCUACGAUCAGCAGUGAGCAAGGUGAUCGGUAACUGCUUGAAGUGUCGACUACGCAAAGCCAAACCAAUUGUGCCUAGGAUGGCACCACUACCCAUUCAGCGGAUGCAACCAUUUGUUCGACCUUUCAGUUACGUAGGGCUCGACUACUUUGGGCCAAUCGACGUCACCGUGGGAAGGCGCAAAGAAAAACGGUACGUGGCACUUUUCACGUGUCUGGUCAUACGAGCUGUGCACUCGGAUAAUGGGACGAAUUUUCAGGGGGCCAGCCGAGAGUUACGAGAGGAAUUGGAGAGGAUCGACCGGGAUUGCGCGAACACUUUUACUGGCACGAAUACGAAGUGGACCUUCAACCCACCAUCUGCUCCUCACAUGGGCGGAGUAUGGGAGCGGAUGGUGCGGUCCAUCAAGGAAGCGAUGACGGCUUUGAGUGAUGGACGAAGGAUGACCGAUGAAAUCUUGAUCACGACUUUGGCUGAAGCAGAAUUUUUGGUCAACGCACGCCCGUUGACUUACUCGGGAACAGAAGAUGCCGAAUUGGACACGAUUACCCCGAAUCAUUUCCUGAUCGGGUCUUCUUCAGGACAACACCAACCUUUUCAACCGCCAGUAUCUUUAGCAGAAGAACUGAGGAGUAGCUACAAGCGGUCCUUGGCAUUGGCGAAUGAAUUCUGGACGAGAUGGUGUAAAGAGUAUCUGCCAACAUUGAAUCAGCGAAGUAAGUGGAACGUGGAUGGCAGGUCGGUGAAGGUGGGCGACCUGGUCUUCGUCAUGGAUGACGGAAAAGGUUCUGCAGGGGUUCGUGGCGUAGUUGAGGAAGUGUUCACUGGUGUCGAUGGACGUAUACGACAAGCUGUAGUUAGAACGGAUGGGGGAAUAUAUAGACGACCAGUGGCAAAACUAGCGGUGCUGGAGAUAGGCGAUAAACCUGGGAAUACUUGCGGUGGACAGUCUGACCAGGGUUUAUGGGCUGGGGACUGUUCAAACCAACGGGAUUGA
Messenger RNA from Aedes albopictus (Asian tiger mosquito), 1317 nucleotides. RefSeq lists its product as uncharacterized. Gene Ontology annotation, molecular function: nucleic acid binding. Bases 1 to 1317 code for a protein of 438 amino acids. The record is from RefSeq and is a predicted model, not a curated record. NCBI's taxonomy places the organism in Eukaryota, Metazoa, Arthropoda, Insecta, Diptera, Culicidae. The transcript has a single exon.